AUGACCGAGCAGCAGCAAAGAAUGGCUGCAGUGGGAACUGACAAGGAACUCAGCGACCUUCUGGAUUUCAGCGCGAUGUUCGCGCCUCCCGUAGCGAACGGCAAGAACAGAACAAUGACUCUCGCCAGCAGUCAGUUCAGUGGCUCAGAUCAACGUCGACAACUCUGGUUCUGGGGUUCGGCAGAACAGAACAGUCCUUCUUUCAGCCAAGGACGGGGCUAUGGAGAAGGUUCCCACUACAGCGAACAUGAAGGCUUGGCCUCUCCUUUCAUAAGUUCGGGGAUUGCAGGUAAAAGUGAGCGGCCAUCGUACUCUCCCUUUCCAAAUCAGCCUGGUUUCCUUCCAAGUGAAAUUGCGAUGCCCAGCCCAGAUGCCAUGUCCCCCUCUGGCUUAAAGUCAGGCUCCCAGUUUUACCAAUCCUACCCAAACAAUCCACGAAGGAGGCCGACUGAUGGCGGCUUGGACUCCCAGCCAAAGAAGAUUCGGAAACCCCCAGGCCUUCCUUCCUCGGUGUACGCGUCCACAUCCGGGGACGAAUAUGCCCGAGACAAUGGAGGUUAUCCUGGUGGAAAGCCUGGUGCCGUUUACCCUGGCUCUUUCUACAUGCAAGAAGACCUCUGGUCAUCUACCGGCUACUCGGCCAUGCUCGGUAACUCGCCUCACAUUGGACCACCAGGCUCCUUCUCAUCGUUAAACCCACAGGACAGGAUGAACUAUCCACUGCAUGGCAGCGAAGUCAACGGCUUCCAUGCUGCGCCCACCACCUACAACCACACGCCCGCCAUCAAUGGAGAGGCAAUUAUGGCAGGAAACAGAGCCACAACAGCCGGCAGUUCUGGUGAUGAAAUCGGAAAGGCUCUCGCCUCGAUUUAUCCGUCGGACCACAACAGUAAUAACUUCUCCUCAGCUCCGUCAACUCCGGGGUCUCCUCAAGCUAUUGCAGGAGCUCAGUCCCAAUGGCAAAGACCAACCACACCCAAUUUUGAAGGGCAACCACACGCACUGCAAAGUAAAAUGGAGGAUCGUUUGGAGGAGGCCAUCCAUGUGCUGCGGAACCACGCUGUGGGCCAAGGCCCUGGCUUAGACGGUGCCCACCCCGACAUGCAUAGCCUUCUGUCCGCAGUACACAACGGGGGCCUUGGAUCCCUCUCUCCAGCUUUUCCCAAUGCCAGCCUCGCUCUCAGCAACAGACAUCCUGUGAUGGGAGGGAAACACGAGGAGCCUACUGGCCUUCCGCCCAGCAGCACGCUUCUGCACGGUCAUCACGCUUCAGGGUCCACGCCGUCCGUUGGCCAGCCAGAAGGGUUCACCAGUCUUCCUGGUGGGAUGACACGCUCCACACACUCCUCCAGCAGCUCGGACAUCAAAAGAGAAGACAAGGAAGAGGACGAAAACUCCUCUAACGCAGACAAAUCCGACGAUGAAAAGAAGGAUUCCAAAGCAGCGCGUAGUCGAACAAGAAAGGAGGCGUUGACCCUCCAGAUGCUCUCUAGCCUUUCAGACCCGAAAGAUGACGCCUUCAACGCGCCAUCUCCUUCCAGCCAGGACAAUGAAGACGACGAGGACCUACCGCCUGAGGUGAAGAUGGAGCGUGAGCGGGAACGGCGAGUGGCAAACAACGCUCGCGAGCGCCUGCGAGUACGGGACAUCAACGAGGCGUUCAAGGAGCUCGGGAGGAUGUGCCAACUGCAUCUCAGCCACGACAAACCUCAGACCAAACUUCUUAUCCUGCACCAAGCCGUCAAUGUCAUACUGAAUUUAGAACAACAAGUCAGAGAGCGUAACCUGAACCCCAAGGCUGCGUGUUUAAAGCGUCGUGAGGAGGAAAAGGUGUCUGGCGUGGUGGGUGAUGCGCCCAUGCAGCUCUCAGGAGGCCAUCCGAGUAUUGGAGGAGAUGGCCACAAUUCAGUUGGUCACAUGUAA
Nerophis lumbriciformis (worm pipefish) is the source of this 1923-nucleotide messenger RNA. NCBI's taxonomy places the organism in Eukaryota, Metazoa, Chordata, Actinopteri, Syngnathiformes, Syngnathidae. The record is from RefSeq and is a predicted model, not a curated record.